GAGACAUGAUAUUUUGGUAAUUUUGGGGAUAUUGAAAUCAAAAUAACUAUUUUGGAUGGUGUGAUAAACAAUUACAAUAAUGGAAACAGACGAACCUUUUAUGAAUUCAGAUGUCUUCAAUGUCAACGAUAUUGCAGAGAUAGAAGAUUUUCUGAGCAAUUGCGAUGAAGUUUUCAUGAAAAAAUUAGAAGAAGAGUUAGCACUUGGAGACAAUGAUACCGGUCUGUUAAGUAUAGAUACGAAAGUGAAGUCUGAAAAUGCGCCGCAACCCCAAGUGUCACCCUACUUUAACAAUUACAGCGGCAAUCCCUUAGUUUCUCAGAACGCGCACAAAGUUAAGUCACAACAGCUACCGCAAGUGACUCCUCUGCAGGUGACGCCUCAAGGGUCUCCACAGUUAAAGAGUAGUCCAGUUCGGGGAGUAUAUGAUAGAGAUGAAGCGUACAAGUUGCGUCAUACGGAAGGUUUGCCGUUACCCGACGUUACACAGCAGACGCAGCCCCGGCCCGCUGCCCAACCGCCCAUGAUCGUCCAGCAAGUUGUCCAAAGUCCAGUUUACCUAAACCUAGCUCCUGGAACAUUGCAACCCCUGCCUGAUGGUAGAAGCUCUCUGUUAUUUGAUGGAGUCACACAAGUCAAAGCACCUAAAAAUAUGCCGCCUAAUCAGCCUUUAUUAAUAAAGAGUAAUACUAAAGGCAUGACACCUGUAAUAAUUAAGAGUACAGAUGCUAAUUUCUCUCCAGUAAUUUUUCAGUCAAGUAUAAUUAAUCCAGAGACGCAGACUUUGAUGUACACAACGGCGCCAGUACAAGGAACAUCACAGAAUGUUAUAACAAAUCCGAAAACCGGUCCAGAUAGGCCAAUUCAGACAUUUUUUACAACCAGCAACACCCCCACUCUUUUAACAACUGGUAUUCCUGUAGUUUUGGAGGGGGACAAGAUAGCGCUCAGCCAAGCACCACACACCGGCCCUCCUAUAGUAAAGGAAGUAAAGAAGAGUGCUCAUAAUGCUAUUGAGAGGCGUUACCGAACCAGCAUCAAUGAUAGAAUUGUGGAACUAAAAAAUAUGCUUGUUGGGGAAGACGCUAAGUUGAACAAAUCUGCUAUAUUAAGAAAAACGAUAGACUACAUUAAGUACCUUCAGAAUCAGAACAACAGGUUGAAACAGGAGAACAUGGCCCUGAAGCUGGCUUGCCACAGGUCCGGAGUCAAGGAGCCCAUACCGGAGGGGAACUACACUCCUCCACACAGCGAUAUCUCCUCACCAUACCAUUCACCACAUGGAAUUGACAGUGAUUCACCAUCAUCACCGGAGUAUAAGGUGGAAGAAAAGUACUCCAAAAUUGUUAUGGGCAUGGGAGAUCACUCUCGCUUGGCACUUUGUGCUUUCAUGGUGGGAAUUAUAGCGUUCAAUCCCUUCAGUUCCUUCUUUGGAGGCUUAGUAUCGGAAUCUCCAACCACUGGAGACUUUUCGGCGAGGAUUGAUCAGAGGAGGAUAUUAUCUGAAGAUGAUAUCAGCUACAGUGGUGUAUCCUGGAGUGCAUGGAUAUUGAACAUGUUCCUUAUUUACUUUAUAAACAUCGUGAUUCUUGGAGGGUGUCUCAUAAAACUUCUCGUUUAUGGCGACUCCGUACCGAAGUCUCAAUCGAAGGAGGCUGGACUGUUCUACCAGCAUAAACGUCAAGCGGAUAACUUUAUUAUGAAGAACGACCUCUCAAACGCUAGACUGGAGUUGCACCGCGCGCUGGCCGUGUGCGGCAAGAGCGUGCAGGCGGGGGGUCAGGGCCGCGCCAGCUACCCCGCGCUGGCGGCCGCCGUGCUGCGCCAGCUGCUGCAGCGCCUGCCCGGCGGCGGCGUGCUGGCGCGCCGCGCGGGCGACCUCUGGCAAGACAGCCCAGCCAGAAGGGCCACGCAGCAAUGGGCCGGCGAAGUAUCCAGCGUGUCCCACCGGCUCGCGCAACUAGAAAUGGUCUCCCAGCACAGCGGGAGCAGCGAGCGCGUACUCUUAGCCCUACAGGCCGUGAACUUAGCCGAGGUGACGGGCAACCGGCGCCUGCUGGCCGACACCUACGUCACGGCCGCGCUCGUCUUCAAGGACCACAUGCCGAGGAUCGGCCAAUGGCUGUGCGGAUACUAUCUCCGGCUGUGCGCGUGCUCGUGCACGGACUCGUGCGUGACGGUGCCGGUGCGGCUGCGCUGGGUGGGCACGGCGCGCGGGCAGCGCUUCCUGCGCGCGCGGCGCUGGAGCUACGAGCAGCAGAGCUGCCUGUUCAGCCGCGUCACGGCCCGCGCGGACCCGCUCGCGCCCGCUAUGAGGGCUUACCACCUCGAGCUGCUACAGAAGAGUCUACAGAUGCUGCUGGUCGCGGACGAGCGCAGCAACACGCGGGACGUACUGGAACUGGUCAAACUGAUCACUGACGACGUCUCCACCGACGCGCCGCAGCAUACAGGAUGCUGGGACCCGGUCAUGGAGUGGUGGGCGAACAUAGUGGGCGUGGCCGCGACGUGGCUGCUGGCCGACACGGGCAAGGCGGCCGAGAUCGGCGACCGGCUCAACCUGCUGCCAGAGUCGUUGGCUCGCUGCGAGGACCCUUUGCCUGGGGCUCUGCACAUGGCGUAUAAAAGCCGCCGUGGCCUACUGAGCUUGGUGCAUUGCCGCGAUGCAGCGUCUUUGGAGAGAACCGCCGAGACCGUACUUAAGGUGUGCGACAUCGCUGGAGCCCGGCUAGCCGACUCGCUGGCUUACUACUGCUGCCGGAAACCAACUCAACUUAUGCUGCUGAUGCAAGUGCUGUGCUGCGACUGGGUGCUAGAGGUGCGCGCCGGCGUGUGGGAGGCGACGGGGGCGGACGGCGAGCCGGCGCCCGCCGCGCAGCUGCACUCCUUCCAGCGCGACCUGCACUCGCUGCGCCGCCUCGAGCGCGACCUGCCCUGGGUGUCCGGGCGAGUGUUCCUGCAGUCGGCCGUGUGCCGCAUGAUGGCGGGCGCGGCGCCGCGCCGCACGCAGCAGCUGCUGGACGGCAGCCUGCGGCCGCGCCUGCACCGCUCCUCCGUCAUCUGCGGGAAGGAGCGCGCGCUGGAGGGAGGCGGCGGGUCUGGCGAGCGCGCCGUGGCGCUGUACAUGGCGUGCCGGCACCUGCCGCCCGCCGUGCUGGCCGCGCCCGGCGAGCGCGCCGGCAUGCUCGCGCAGGCCGCCGCUACGCUUCAGAAGAUCGGCCACCGCUCCCGCCUGCCGCACUGCUACCAUCUCAUGAAGUCCGUCAGCACUCUGCCCUCGGCGCCUUGAACAAUCGAAUACAUACCUACGUCUAACUUUUUUAUUU
This is a messenger RNA of Cydia amplana, 3326 nucleotides long. It is a transcript of the gene SREBP, whose product is annotated as sterol regulatory element-binding protein 1. Gene Ontology annotation, biological process: regulation of transcription by RNA polymerase II. The record is from RefSeq and is a predicted model, not a curated record. Gene Ontology annotation, molecular function: protein dimerization activity; DNA-binding transcription factor activity, RNA polymerase II-specific; RNA polymerase II cis-regulatory region sequence-specific DNA binding. The transcript has 17 exons. Gene Ontology annotation, cellular component: nucleus. NCBI's taxonomy places the organism in Eukaryota, Metazoa, Arthropoda, Insecta, Lepidoptera, Tortricidae. Bases 80 to 3289 code for a protein of 1069 amino acids.